This is a messenger RNA of Nicotiana tabacum (common tobacco), 1981 nucleotides long. The record is from RefSeq and is a predicted model, not a curated record. NCBI's taxonomy places the organism in Eukaryota, Viridiplantae, Streptophyta, Magnoliopsida, Solanales, Solanaceae.
CGCCCAGUCCUUAUAUACGCUGAUUUGAAAUAUAGUUUCAUAUAGGAAUAUCAUCCUUUUUAGUUUCAUUAAUAUUUUAAGCCUCUUGUACGUAGUCAAGUUCUGUUAUUUUCACCAUCAAUGGUUGUGGUGGGUUUGUAAAUACCUCUUUAUCUUUAAUCAGAAGUAUCGGGUUCAAGUUCUGGGAUUGAAGUCGUCUUUGGUAAGAAGAACUAUACCCCAAAGCGGGACUUGCCGGGGAGUGAAUCAAUCGGAAUUAAUCGGAACCAGACACCGGCUGAGAAACCAACAAAACAAAAAAAAAGUCUGUUAUUUUCUUUGUCAUCUAGUUUGUGUUGACUACCUUUUAACUAGGAUUUAAGUUACAUAUUACAUUAUUAGGACAGUUUAACACAUGAUAGUAGUUUAGUUAGCAAUUAAUACCUUGCCAUAAAUUUGCAUACAAUUACUUUAUAAAUGACUUGAGUUAUAAAUAUUUUUCUUUUGCGACUUUAAUGCAUAAAACUUAAACUCCUAACCAACUAACAUUGUUUGUUCAAUAAUAAGGUAGGUACGAAGUAAAAUGUCCUUAGAAUCUGAAAUGGUGGACAUCAUUACAAUCUCAAGACUACAAUCUAUACCAAGAAAGCGUCAAAUACCAAAAGUUCCAUUAUUCAUGAGAAUUGACAAUCAAAAUAGUGAUGACUAUGAUCCUAAAGUGGUUUCAUUGGGACCUUACCAUCAUGGAAAGCCAGAGCUCAAUUUUGUUGAAGAUUUCAAGCACAAGUCUCUAGAAAUGUUCAUUCAUGGCAGUAAUAAAGACCAAAAAUUUUUCCUCGAAAACAUUCUCGAGGAGAUUGAGGAUGUUCGAAGUUGUUACCUCGAAGAAUUCACGAAUAAGUAUAACGACUAUGAUUUUGCUCGAAUGAUGCUCCUUGAUGCAUGUUUCGUUCUAAAUGAUAUCGAGAUAGUAACAAGGUCUACACCAAAUUCUGCGUCUAAACAAACCAACACAAUCAAGCAUCUUGGUAUUGCAGUUUAUUUGAUCACUAGACGUGACCUAUAUUUGCUCGAAAAUCAGGUACCCUUUCGGAUUCUCAAGCUCUUGGUUAAGUUGAGAUAUGGGGAUGAUGAAGGUAGUGGAUAUUAUCCAUUUGAAGAGAAGGUGAAAAGCUAUUGUUCACAAAUGUUUUUCGAUAAGCAAGAAGACAACAUAGAAGAGAACGCGAUGAUGGAGAUAGAACCUCCUCACCUUCUUGAAGUUUUUCGACGAGUACUUGUCACUGGUAACGAUGAAGAAGUUAAUGUCAAACAAUCGCGUUGUGAUUUCAUCUUUGAUUAUUUUCUUGAUCGUUUUAGAAAGAAUCAUGAGUUAGUACACAAACCAGCAUUGCUCACAAAUGUGUUUCGUUCAGUUAUAGAUUUGAAAUCAAAGGGCAUUCAUUUUAGGCCUAGUGGAAUUGAUUCUUUAAAAGGUGUAAGAUUUACAUCUCACUAUUACUAUGCAAAACUCAAAUUACCAUGUUGGUAUGUUUCAACAUACACUAAAGUAUUUUUCAUGAAUAUGAUAGCUUAUGAAUUGUGCCCAAAUAGUCCAAAUGAUAGAGCUGUGGUAUCUUACAUAAAUUUCAUGAAAUCUCUUGUGAUUUCACCCAAUGAUGUGAAAGAACUAAGAGAAGAGAAGAUUAUAUUCAACACAUUGGGAAGUGAUGAAGAAGUGGUACAAGUUUACAAAGGAUUAAAGACUUAUGGGGCAGAUGAUCCUUUAAUUUUCAAGAAUGUGAAGAGGAAUAUUCAAGAACAUUACAAUAGCAAGGGGAAAACUUGGAUUGCUGAAUUGAUAGAUACAUAUUUUAAUAGUCCAUGGUCUCUAACUGCUUUAGUUGUUACUAUUUUUCUUACUUUCUUGACUGUUGUUCAGACUUAUUAUGGUAGCCCAUUUUAUCAUUCUCAUGAAGAGAAUAUGUGAUUUUACUGUGUGUGUUGAUUCAUGUUUGUUAUA